This is a messenger RNA of Monoraphidium neglectum, 879 nucleotides long. RefSeq lists its product as hypothetical. The coding region runs from base 1 to 879 and encodes 292 amino acids. Lineage: Eukaryota; Viridiplantae; Chlorophyta; Chlorophyceae; Sphaeropleales; Selenastraceae. The record is from RefSeq and is a predicted model, not a curated record. Gene Ontology annotation, molecular function: DNA-binding transcription factor activity; DNA binding. The transcript has a single exon. Gene Ontology annotation, biological process: regulation of DNA-templated transcription.
AUGGAUAGCGCGGUGCUGGGGGCGAGCGUGAUGUUGAAGCCGGAAGCGGCCGAGCCGCGCAUCAGCAGCAGCAGCGCGGUUGGCGACGGGGGCGGCGGUUUCGCGGCCUGGGGCGCGCCAAGCGGUGGCGUCGGCGCGCCCGGCGGCGCGCCGCAUGCGCUCGGCGACGCGAUGGGUGGUUUCAAGGCCGAGCGCGGCGGAGAGAGCAUGUAUGGCGGCGUGGCGGGCGGCGCUGGCGGCGGCGGCUUUGCUGACCCUGGAUCGCCGCGGCUGGGCGGCGGCAUAUUCGGCGGCGCCGGCGCGGCCGUCGCUGGCGGGCUGCAGGGGAUGCCCCAGUUUGGGAUGGUCCCGGUGGACGCGAGCCACAUGGGCGUGCGGCAGGCCGCGCGCGACGCGUCCGCCGGCGGCGCCGCGGCCCCGCAGCUCAGCGGCGCCAGCAGCCUGGGCGCCCCCAGCGCGCUCGCGGGCCCGAGCGGCGACGACGGCGGCUCGAGCAGCGGCAGCAUGCCGCCGCCCGCGGGGCGCGCGACGGCGGCGGCGGCGCAGGCGGCCGCGGCUGCCGUGCACCACCACCACCACGCGCGGGACGAGGACGCCGGGCGGCUGGCGGGCGCCGCAGGCAUGCCGCAGGUCUUCCGGUCCGAGUACCGCGGCGUGAGCUAUGAUAAGAAGAAGCGCAAGUGGCGCGUCCAGAUCAAGGUCGCCGCCCUGGGCAAGAGCGGCGUCAGCGUCGGCUACUUUGACACGGAGACGGCGGCGGCGCGCGCGUACGACCGCGCGGCAAUCGGGCUGCUGGGGCGCCAGAACUGCCGCACGAUCUUGAACUUCCCUUUGGAGGAAUACGACAAUGACAACGUGCCGGAGCUCGUGGGUGGGUAG